Molecule: messenger RNA, 1560 nt
Organism: Kuraishia capsulata CBS 1993
Lineage: Eukaryota; Fungi; Ascomycota; Pichiomycetes; Pichiales; Pichiaceae
Exons: 1
Coding region: 1-1560 (519 amino acids)
Molecular function (GO): protein binding
Source: RefSeq, a predicted model, not a curated record
AUGCCGGCCCUGCCAUUUGUAGGGGAUAGGCAGAGCUAUGACUUUGGUAAUGUACCGGAUGACACCAACCUUCCGUUCAUCAUAUUCGUGUCGUCCCUCUUGUCGUUCGGGGUCCUGCUCAUUCUCAUUGUCGCAAUUUACUAUAUAUUCACAAAUGGUGUGCUUGCUGGCUUUUUCAGUGAAAUUUCAAACUCGGGAGAUCCACAGGUACACAUCCCCGAUGCUUUCACGUACAAUGAAGAGAGUCUCAAGGAGGAUGAACUCACGUAUCUCCCGGAAAUGACUCCGGAAGAACAGGAGGAUUAUCUUCUGGCCAAGGAAUUUUUUAAUAGGAACCCGCCACGACUGAACUACAUGGGCAGUGCUUAUGGAGUGCCUGAGGAACUGCUGUUACGGGAUCGUGGUCUGCAUGCAUUUUGGUUCAAGCCCUAUACUGAUCAAGUUGCUGGUCUCAUGAGUGCUCCCAGCACUAGCACAGCUUCCAACUCCGUUGAAGUCAACUCCAGUACAUCGCUUUUGUCAGCCCCGAUCAACUCUUCUAUGCGAGCCAACUACGGCAGUAUGGCCUCAUCACAUUACACCACAGUACCAUUUUACAUCGAAGACAAGACCGAUAUUGUUUUUAGAACAGCACAGACAUCCUCAACAACGUUGAAUUUUCCGAUUCCCAUCAAACACAGAAACAACGAUUGCGUUUACUUCGAGACCAAGCUGUAUGACUUUGACUCGGAAAAUACUCUCAUAUCAAUAGGGCUGAGUACAAGUCCUUACCCCAACUUUAGGCUUCCAGGCUACAACUUCUACUCUGUUGCCGUUGAGACCUCUGGUUAUUUGCGCAUUAACAAGCCGUUCCCGCAACCGUCUACAUGUCCCGUGAUUCUCCCACAGCUGCUGGAAGGAGAUGUGGUUGGCAUUGGUUUCAAAUCGUCGACCGGCACUGUUUUCGUGACUCAUAACGGAAAGAAGAUUUUGGAUGUGAUCAAAAACUUGAAGAUGGACUUGUAUCCGUGCAUUGGCUCUAUUGGUGGACCAUGUCGCGUGCAGGUCAAUCUGGGACAACUGGGGUUCGUAUUCAUUGAAGCUAAUGCUAAGAAGUUGGGAUUUUGCGAGGGAAAUAACGAGGGCACCAUUGGAGCACCUCCUUUGUACAAUGAAGUUGCUGGAAUCAGUUCUAAGGAAAAUGCAGAUAUCAUUUUGGAAGAAGGUGAGAGGCUUCCGCCUGAUUACCCCGACUGGGAGGAAACCUUUUUUGGACCAGUGGGCGUGCGGCCCUCUCCUAAAAACGGCAAUUCCACUCGUGGCUUUGAGUAUAUUACAGCCGAGGGAAGCUCCCAUUUUCCAGAGAGCCAUGCAGCUUCUGUUGAUCUACGCGAGCCCGGUUCGAAGCCACCAAGCUAUAAGGAAGGUGUCAAUCCCGACUCAACAUCGCAGAUUCUCAGUGUGGACUCGAGAAACUACGAACUGAACGUUUCUAAUCGUCUCUCUCCACCUUCGCCAUUAUACCCUAUUCAGGUCCAGAGUGGUUCUCUAGGCAAGAAGGCCAAGAGGACUCAGUCGUGA